Lindgomyces ingoldianus is the source of this 2412-nucleotide messenger RNA. RefSeq names its product protein phosphatase regulator. Gene Ontology annotation, molecular function: protein phosphatase 1 binding; glycogen binding. Gene Ontology annotation, cellular component: protein phosphatase type 1 complex. The coding region runs from base 160 to 2361 and encodes 733 amino acids. The record is from RefSeq and is a predicted model, not a curated record. The transcript has 2 exons. Lineage: Eukaryota; Fungi; Ascomycota; Dothideomycetes; Pleosporales; Lindgomycetaceae. Gene Ontology annotation, biological process: regulation of glycogen biosynthetic process.
CCCGCACAACACACUGUACUGAGCACCCCAACUGACUGCCACCCCGCAGAACCCCCCCCCUCUCUCUUAAUACCCUCCUUUGUAAUGCCCUGGACCCGUUGACCAGCAACCAACCACUGUCCAUUCGAUCCGCUUCCUCGACCCUACAAAGUCGACCGAAUGCCUUACACUCCACCCACCCAGCGCUCCCCUGCAACCUCGAAGCCAAACAGCCCUAUCAUCAGUCGCAACCAUUCCUAUAGCGAGCAGUACCCGCUCUCGCCGGCCCACUUCCAGAGACCGGCGCUGCCUCGCUCCGUCUCCUCCACUUCGUACUUGAAUAAGCACCGUCGCUCGCCCUCCAUCUCCACGGCCAGCAACACGACCGCAAAUGGACAGCCCCCGACCAGCAACGUAAUAACUUCUUCGGAAGCUCGCCCAGGCUCUGGCCCGUCUACAAAUGGUAGCCUCCGCCAGUCUCCUCCCCCUGUGAACAAUCUUCUGAUUCCGUCAGGUGCCAUCACAACGCCCCCUGAUUCCUCAGACGACGACGAAGAGCGGGGUCGUGAUCUCGGCAACCUAAAAGAGCUCCAGGAAGCACUGCAACACAUCGAUGUCAAGAGGGGACAUUCACCCAACCGUGAUGGCACUUCGGACACCCCAGCCAACACAGCGACCUCGACACCUCCCGUCCCACUUGCUCGGUCGCUCUCGGCGGAGGCACGGAAGAUAUCUCACUCUCGGUCCUCGAGUGAGAUAACCCUGUCUAAACAUGCUGUGACACCACUUCACACUGAGCCACUCAUCAGUUCUUCUGAAGGCAGCGAUGUCGAGGAUGACGAGCUGCGGAUAAAACCGCCUCUUCUCCGCAAGAAGUCUGGUGAGUUGGUGAAGCCUGCCCUUCGGCCCUCGUCUCGUCGAAGGCCUUCGAGCAUGCCUGGAACUCCAACGUACUCUAAGGCCGUCCACUUCAACGAAGAUAUUGAGCAGGUGCGGCACUUCCUCCAGGUUGAUCGUCCUAUCGCCGUCAGUGCUGGAUCUUCUCCAGUGGAGACUUAUGACAGCGAGUCUGAGUAUCCCUUUGGCUACGAUGAGGGCUACAAGCCAAGUGUUCCUGAGUGGGAAAUCAAACUUGCUAACUUCCCGUCCGACACCUUUGAGCGGAAGACUAUGCCGGUUAGAGUGGACCGAAUCUUCCUGGCGUCAGAUCAUAAGACAUUAGUGGGCAACGUUGCUGUUGCCAACCUUGCCUUCCACAAGCUUGUCGUGGCUCGCUUUACUCUCGACUACUGGAAGACAACCUCAGAAGUCGUUGCUGAGUUCAAUCAGGACGUUCGGAAGAAGCAGACGAACGAUGGAUACGAUCGGUUCAACUUCAACAUCAAACUGGCUGACCAGGCAAACUUGGCAUCGAAGACGCUGCUUCUUUGUGUGCGAUAUAAUGUCAACGGACAAGAGUACUGGGACAACAAUGGGUCUAUGAAUUAUCAAGUUGAUUUCAUCAAGAAAACUAACCAGAAGGGAAAGGGACCUGGUACUGGUACCUUGGGCGUCAUCCCACGAAGCAGACACUCUCCCCCCGCCCCACGACCUCGUUCUAUGCCAGCUGGAUCUUUUGAUGACGACUUCGGCCAUGGUUUCGACUCCAAGUUCGAGUUCGGUUCUCGGGGUAUCAUUCGAGACUCGCCCAGUUCUUCAGUUCGUCUCAAGCCUAAGGGUAAACGAGGAAGCCUCUUCCCGGACCAAGCUCCUCGCCGGAACCCUGGUGGACAGGCCUUUUCCACACGCUAUGACUUCGGUGCUUCCCUCUCUGCUGCCCUGUCGAAUGCUCAAACUGCCCUUGGAGACCGAAGCGGCAUCAAAGCCAACAACGUCGAAAAGGCCCAUAACGGCUACUUCCACAAGAACCACGCAACCCCGAUGAAGUCCAUUCCUGCUGUUCCUGUUCCCGGAACUCGACCAGAUGCUUUGUCUUCGGAGAAACCGGACCUUCAAUCGGCGGAGUACAAUGAGUUGAUUCAGAAGUUUUGUUUCUUUGGCACCCCUACUGGUAAGGGUUCUCCGAAAGCAACUACUCCGUCAACCAAAACCGCCCACACCGAUGGGACGACGGAGUACAUUCUGAACAGUUCAUCUGGAAGCAAUCAGUCUUCUGCAUCAAAUAGUCCCCCUUCUCCUACCAUGUCUCAACUGGUUGAUGGCGCCAACGACCUAAGGUCAGCGUCCAGAAGCCCAAACCACUUUUUAUCCCGAUCGACAUCUCCCGGUCCGAUGACUGGAUCAGGCCCCGAAGAUCUUAGGACCUCCCCCUUCAAGUAUGGCUACAACAUGCACGGUAGCAUUUUCCCAGAGCCAACGCACACCCCCCAGGCCUGUGUGUAGCGGCAAGUGGCGGUUUGAGCGAAGAAACGACGAUGGAUGGCGAGUUGCUCA